AUGUCAGUGGGUGACCCCUCUGGGUGGCCAGUCCUGCGCUUCCUGCGGUUGGCUGUGGCAAUGUCCUUCUCGGUCUCAGCCAUUUCCACAGAUGACACAAAGAACCACCUGCUCAUGAAAGAGAAGAUGAUGCAACUAGGGGGGACACUGGUGCUGAACCCCCAGGAGCAGCAGGCCAACGAGAAGCUCAUGGCCUUCAAAACCGCCGAGAUGACGGAGGCCAUGAAGACCCUGAUCUUUCCUCCCAGCAUGCACUUUUUCCAGGCAAAGCAUCUCAUCGAAAGGAGUCAAGUGUUUAACAUCCUAAGGAUAAUGCCAAAAGGGGCUGCCUUACACCUGCAUGACUUUGGUAUUGUGAGCACGGACUGGCUGGUGAAGAAUGUCACCUACAGGCCCCACUGCCACAUCUGUUUCACCCCGAGAGGGACCAUGCAGUUCAGGUUUGCCCGGCCGACUCCUCCCACCCCUAAGGCACGAGAAUGUUCCAAGUGGAUUUUGCUGGAGGACUAUCGGAAGCAGGUGCCGAAUGCCACCGAGUUUGACGAGAGCCUGCUGAGGAGUUUCACUCUGGUGACCCAGCACCCCGAGGUGACUUACCCGACCCAAAACGCAGUCUGGUCCAAGUUUCAAAUCAUCUUCUUCACCAUCUCUGGCCUUGUCCAUUACGCGCCAGUGUUCAGAGACUACGUCUUCCGGAGCAUGGAGGAGUUCUGGGAGGACAACGUGCUCUUCAUGGAGAUCAGAGCCAUGCUGCAGCCGGUGAGCCCAGCUGGCCUCCCUGCC
Messenger RNA from Carlito syrichta (Philippine tarsier), 783 nucleotides. Its product is annotated as adenosine deaminase 2-like. The record is from RefSeq and is a predicted model, not a curated record. Gene Ontology annotation, biological process: adenosine catabolic process; inosine biosynthetic process. The annotation marks the transcript as partial. The transcript is spliced from 3 exons. NCBI's taxonomy places the organism in Eukaryota, Metazoa, Chordata, Mammalia, Primates, Tarsiidae. Gene Ontology annotation, molecular function: adenosine deaminase activity.